AUGGAGGAUAAAUACGACGAAUUCGCUACAGCGCAUAAUGAUUUAGCUACCAAUGUGGAACAACUCUCCACACAAUUAAAGAAUAUGGAAGAAAAAUUAAUAGACAUGGAGGAUCGUUCCCACCGGAACAACCUCAGACUACGGGGAAUCCCUGAAGAAAUUCCCAACGAUGACUUGCCUUCCUUCAUUAGGGGCUGCUUGAAAGCCCAUGCACCUGAGAUACCAACAGAUAUGCUGUUAAUAGAUAGAAUGCACCGCAUCCCAAAACCGCGCCAUAUCCCUCCUAUGGUCCCAAGAGAUAUAUUACUGAGAGCUCACUAUUUCCAUGUUAAAGAACAUAUACUCAGAAGCUGCAGAACACGAGCCAGGCCGCCGGAGGAAUAUGCCACAAUCCGGAUAUAUGCGGAUCUCUCUGCAGCCACGCUCCGGAGAAGGAAGGAGUUCUCCCAGGUAACAGGAGCAUUGCGAGCGCAUGGCAUCCGUUAUAAGUGGGGUUUCCCUACAAAACUUAUCAUAACAAAAGAAGGAAAAACAACGGUGAUACAAACACCUGAAGAUGGUGAGCAGAAAUUACAAGGUUGGUGA
Messenger RNA from Pelobates cultripes (western spadefoot toad), 585 nucleotides. The record is from the annotation of a GenBank genome assembly. Lineage: Eukaryota; Metazoa; Chordata; Amphibia; Anura; Pelobatidae.